AUGGGCGACGCGGCGAUUGAGCCAUCGUCGGUUAAUGUGCCUGCCCUUCACGCUGGGGAUUACCUUGGGCAGAUCACAAAAGGUAUAAAAAAGUCACAGAAGGAUACCGCGAGCAGCAUCAGCAGCACUGCUAGCGCCGCUAGUGAUGGCACUAAGACCGGGCAGGAGGAGGCAGCCGGGCAGGAGGAGGCAGUGGCCGGCCGCGGAGAGGACACCUCGGAUAUUCCGUUCAAGGCAGUUCCUCUUGGCCUUCCUCGAUCGACGUCCUCAGUCACCCAGCCGGACAGCCCGGCCCUAAGAGGCGCGAAGACGCUUGUAGCCGUUGACGCCGAAACGCCGCUGCGCCGGCAGUUGUUGCAGGAGCUGCUACCGCGACCGACAGCGACGGCGACCGACCGGGAUGGUCGCGUCGGGGAAGAAGAAGUGGAUGGCUUGCUGUCUAGCCCGGCGGGCGUUGCUGAUGGUGGUGGUGGUACCGCUGACGCCGGGGCGGUGGUAUCGGACUCAGAGACUGCUGCUGCUGAUGCUACCCCCGUCGACGCCAUCCUGAUGCCACCGCGGCAUCUUUCCAUCUCGUGGUCCGAGAUCUCCCUACACCUCGACGACGAGGACGAGGGUGGUCGGAAGGAGGCGACUACGGCGAAAGACGGCGAAUCGAACAGUCCCGUCCGAACUCUGUCGUCGGCCACCCCGUCAUUGUGGGAUGUCCGCGGUAAGAGCAGCUCCUCCAAAGCCUUCGGCAGCAACAGGUCGGCGACGACCAACCUCGAGGUCUCGGACUUAUUCGAGAAGAUCCGGAACGCGACGAACGGGGGCUACGCCAGCGGUUCCGGCCUGUUCGGCGGCCGGGGCAAGGCGGCAGCGGUGUCCGACGUCUCCCUGUCGUCGGACGACGAGAUUGCUUCCGAAAAAGAGUCGUCGACACGGGAGUACUUCGAGGCCAUGGGCAGCCGCCCGGCCAGGAGGCUCCCGGGACUCGCACCUUUUCGCUCGGGGAUCGUCAGCGGUAACGGCAAGAACGGCGGCGGCGCCGACAACGACGGCGGCUUCCCUGCGGCGGAGGAACUCGACCCCGACAUGGACAGAGGAGGCUUUGCAGGAGCCCUGUGGAGGAGAGGCAUUCUGGAACAGUCCCCGUUAAUGCCCCCGCCGCACCCGCCCCCCUUCCGCCAGUCGCCGGAGGCGUCCUCCGCCACGGUUUCCCCCAUGGUGUCGGCGGCCGCCAGGGCUAGGCUAGAGGCCGAGGUGGACGUGGAGGAGGGCUUUGUGUGGGCCACGAGUCCACCGGCAGCGACCGCGGUGGUCGCGAGGGCGGCCGACACGGGUGCAGAGCAGGUGGUAGCGGGCGCGGAUGACCUUGGGGUGGCCAUCUGGGGCAAGGAUUUCAAGCCCGAGGUCCACGCAGAAGUGCUGAAGGCGUCGGAGGAGAAGGGCUACCGGCCCUCGGUGGACGUGUUCCUGCCCAUGUGCAAGGAGCCGCUGCGCCUGCUCGCCAACACGUGGAAGUACGUGGCCGCGCUGGACUACCCCGACUUCAAGGUGUUCGUGUUGGAUGACGGCGCCAGCGAGGGGGCCCAAGCCCUCGCAUCAACGUUUGGGUUCGAAUAUGUUUUGAGGGCGGAUGUGCCGGCGCUGAAGAAGGCGGGGAACCUGCGCAAUGCUUUUGCGCGGACCUCGGGGGAAGCGAUCGCGAUAUUCGACGCCGACUUUUGUCCCAGGGCGGACUUCUUGAAGGAGACCGUGCCCUAUCUGGGCGAGGAUCCCACCAUAGGCAUCGUACAGACGCCACAAUUCUUCCGACACCGCAAGGAGCAGACGUGGGUGGAGCAAGGGGCUGGUGUCACGCAAGAAUUCUUCUACCGCAUGGUGCAGAUGAACCAGGACAGGUUCAACGCGGCCGUGUGCGUGGGGUCCUGCGGACUGUACCGCAGGGCGGCCUUGGAGCCUUUGGGGGGCAUGGCAGCCAUCGAGCACUCCGAGGACAUGUAA
Molecule: messenger RNA, 1989 nt
Organism: Ectocarpus siliculosus
Lineage: Eukaryota; Phaeophyceae; Ectocarpales; Ectocarpaceae
Source: the annotation of a GenBank genome assembly